AUGAUUCCAUUGGCGAACUCGGUCAAAGGCAUUUCCUGGUGCCUCGUUCACCUUUUCAGCUUGGACUUCAGUUUCCUCGGCGUUGUGUCUGAUCUGCUUUCGGAUCUCCGAAGUCUUGAUUUUUCUGAGUUCUGGUAUCUGGCGCUUUGUGCGGUGGUAAUCGUGCUGCCUGCAAAAAUGAGUGCAAACGGUAGUUAUUUUGUGGAAUGGAAAGAACAGUUUGUUUCACAAGAGCGUGGGAACCGCGUGGUUCACUAUUUCCUGAAAGAUUCUGCUGGAGAAUCCAUACUGGCUAUUGUGGGUACUGAAAGGAGUGUUAGACACAUGUUCUAUGUCGUUGCUGAGGAGUUUGUGCAAGCUUAUGGUGCUGAAAACUCGAUUCAUGCUGGUUUCAAAUGGAGGUCGAGAAGAGAGGUUAUAGAUUGGCUUACAUCUAUGCUGUCAAAGCAGAAUGUGCAAGGCGAUCAUUCCAAGUUGCAAAAAUGUUAUAUAGGACAAGCUUUGGAAUCACAAGAGUUUCCUGUGACUAGUUCGGGUGGACAACAUACACAGGGCCGACACUUGAGGAUUUUGAAUGGACAUCGUUCAGAAAUUGUAUGGUCUGGAGUUGCUUGGACUUGUGGGAAACAGCUCAAGCAUUUCCCAGCAUUUUGCAGGAAUGGAACAACUAUGGCGGCUCAAUCAUUCGUAUUUGUGAUGGCUGAAGGAGAGAAUCAAUAUGUUGCCUAUUUGGAAGACAUGUAUGAAGACAAGAGGGGUCAGAAAAAAGUCAAAGUAAGAUGGUUUCACCAUAACCUAGAAGUCAAGGGGGUUGUUCCUCUUCGAAGCGCUCAUCCGAAAGAAAUCUUCAUCACACCAUAUUCACAAGUCAUCAGUGCAGAGUGUGUCGAUGGUCCUGCCACUGUUUUAACUCGUGAACAUUAUGAGGAAUGCGUUGCUUCCAUUCCUAGUUCAUUUUCAGCCAGGAUCCAUUUAUGUUUCCGACAGUUUAGGAACAAUAAAGUAAAACCUUUUGAUUUGAGUAAGCUUCGUGGCUACUUUGAUCAACCUAUUCUCUCUUGCUUGAGUUCAAAGCAUUUUCUUGAGGCAGACGAUACUGGAGAUGGCACACGUGAUGAAGAGGAUGAAGAGUUGAGUGCAGGGGAAAAUGUAAAACUAGGAUUGAAGAGGGCCAGGAGCAUUGAAGGGCGUCAAAAUUUCGAGAAGGAUGGCAGCCAGGUGGCCGGUUUUCGAGCAUUUUACUCUGGUUUAAAACCUGGGGUUUCUGGCAAGCGACUGCUUCCUCUGAAUAAUGUUGAGCUUAAUCCUUGGAGUGCUGCACUAUUCAAUGUUAAUGAGAAGAUUGAAUAUUUAUGCCAAGAUAGUGGGAUAAGGGGAUGUUGGUUUAGGUGUACAGUCCUUCAGGUUUCCAGAAGACAAAUAAAAGUCCGAUAUGAUGACUUGCGGGAUGAGGAUGAGCGUGGAAACCUUGAGGAAUGGAUCCCAGCUUUCAGAUUGGCGGUGGCUGAUAAACUUGGCUUGAGACGUUUAGGCCGCCUAACUAUUCGGCCAGUGCCUUCAAAUAAAGAAACAGACCUGAGCCUUGAGGUUGGGUCUGCGGUUGAUGCUUGGUGGAGUGAUGGCUGGUGGGAGGGUAUUGUGACCAGCAUCAACAAUAACAGCAACGCUGUUCAAGUUUACUUUCCUGGUGAAAAGUUCGUUUUGAACCUGCAAAGAAAGGAUAUUAGAACCUCCCAAGACUGGGUGGAUGAUCAUUGGAUUGACAUUCAGCCAAAACCAGACAUACUCUCAGCAAUAUCUGCAACUAUAAAAUCGCCCAUUUCUUCAUCUACUGCAAUGGGCAACAGAUGCAGCAUCGCACCUGCACCCUGUCCUGAAAUUGAUCAAACUGAUGCUAUUGAAUGUGGAAAAACUGUUGAAACUACAUUAACUAGCGCUGAUUGUGGUUCGGAAGAUAUGGACUCUGACAAUCCUAGUCAGCCUAUAUCAACUGAUGAACCUAUAGAUGGUGGUGAUGUUAGACAGCCUAUCGCAAGUGACAAAAGCUGUGCAGAUGGUUGUAGUGACAUCAAUGCCAAUAAUCAUAAUAAAGAGGACGAUGACAAUCCGUCCAAUGAGGGCAUUCUUCCAGUUGAUGGAGUUGCUGACAUGGAAGUUAUUAAUGAGGGUGUAGAACAGCAAGUUGGUGCUGAUGAUAACAACGGUGAGGAAUUGGAGAUGAAGCCGUUUCCUUCUUCUGGCAACAAUUGUAAAUCUAUAGAACUCAUGGAGGUCUCAGCUUAAACUUUGAUGUUUCUUCUGCUGCAUUGGAUUGUUGUGGAGCUCCUGGCUUGGAUAUAAUUUGUAGAAGGGCUCUGUGUAAAUAGUGACUACUGAUAUGGGAAAACUGACAUUACCCGUCAGAUUAUCCCGUCCAGCAUCCAAUAGAGAUCAUAGAUCUACAGAUUGGUGUAGUGUUAGAUAUAUCCUAGAUUCUUGUUGUAGGUUUUGAGUGUAUAAAGAUGGGGGAUUCAAGCUCUUCCUAAUUGAUGAGUCAGUAUUCUAAGUCUUGUCAUUGACACAGUUAAGUUGUGUUUAAUGUGUAUCAUACAUGUGUUCUGUCUCUCAUUUAAUAUCAAUGGUGAACUUAAAGUA
Molecule: messenger RNA, 2634 nt
Organism: Linum tenue
Lineage: Eukaryota; Viridiplantae; Streptophyta; Magnoliopsida; Malpighiales; Linaceae
Source: the annotation of a GenBank genome assembly